AUGAGCGAUUCAUUGGUUGAAGUUCUGGAGACAUCAACGAUGACAACUGAUCGUACAGGCAACAAGGAACGCACGCACGCCAAGGACGGUGAAUCGCACGCCUCACACACUACGCACGACCCAGCGGCGGCACAAGAUCACGCGAGCAGGGAGUUACAAGAAGGAGAAGCGCUGGAAGACAACGAAACGUCAGCCGCGGAGGCGGAAAAUCGCAACAAAAACGGACAGGAAAGAGAUGACAAGAAGGUAAAAGAUAAUGAAAUUGUGGAUUCAGGAAGUCUAAAGAGUGACGGCGUCUGUUAUAUACAGUUGCAGCAGCAGCAACAGCAAAAGACAUAUCAUGGUGGACGAAACAUUCGUACAAGUGCAGCAGGAACAUGGCAAGCAUACCCCUCAUGGCCUCACGUAGGAUUCACAUCGCCACGCUUCCCACCAGCAGCCCCAGUGUAUGGCUACCCACAUCCAGGGGCAUACAGCAUACCAAGUAGUCCACCUCCAAAUUCCAGCCAGAGAAGUUUAUCAGCUAGUGAUAGUCAAGAUGAAUCUGAAGAGAAACUUAGCAAAACUAACCUUUACAUUAGAGGCCUUUCACCAGGGACCACUGAUGAAGAUUUAAAUAAUUUAUGUAGCAGAUAUGGAAAUAUUAUUUCAACAAAAGCUAUUCUAGAUAAGAACACUAAUAAAUGUAAAGGAUAUGGAUUUGUGGAUUUCGAGUCCCCUACUGUUGCACAAAAGGCAGUGACAGCCCUGAAGAAUAAAGGAAUUCAAGCCCAGAUGGCAAAGCAACAAGAACAAGACCCUACAAAUUUAUAUUUUCUUUAUCUUCCAAAGAAUUUUGAUGAAGCAAAAUUAGAAGCAUUGCUGAGAAGAUACGGCAAAGUUAUAUCGACAAGAAUAUUAAGAGAUACAGACCAUGAGAGUAGAGGUGUAGGAUUUGCAAGGUACACUGUAAUUUUGCGUCCCCAGAAAUUAGAAGCAUUGCUGAGAAGAUAUGGCAAAGUUAUAUCGACAAGAAUAUUAAGAGAUACAGACCAUGAGAGUAGAGGUGUAGGAUUUGCAAGAAUGGAAAAUACACAGAUUUGUGAGCAAAUAAUUAAAGACUUUAAUGCACAUAAGAUUCCAGGUAGCACUGAACCACUAGUUGUGAAAUUUGCUGAUGGAGGUCCAAAGAAAAGGCAACAAACUCAGCAAAAUCAUGAAAAUUCAUGGUCAAUUAAUAGACAGGAAGUAAGUGUUUUANAGAAAAUAAUAUGA
Messenger RNA from Orbicella faveolata, 1254 nucleotides. RefSeq names its product RNA-binding motif, single-stranded-interacting protein 2-like. Gene Ontology annotation, cellular component: ribonucleoprotein complex. NCBI's taxonomy places the organism in Eukaryota, Metazoa, Cnidaria, Anthozoa, Scleractinia, Merulinidae. The record is from RefSeq and is a predicted model, not a curated record. Gene Ontology annotation, molecular function: RNA binding.